Molecule: messenger RNA, 18845 nt
Organism: Coregonus sp. 'balchen'
Lineage: Eukaryota; Metazoa; Chordata; Actinopteri; Salmoniformes; Salmonidae
Source: the annotation of a GenBank genome assembly
AUGGCAGCUCCUCUCUCUGCAGGCAAGCAUGAGGCUCUCCCAGGGCCGGUGCAGGACACCCAACAGAGUGUGAAGGAGCGUGGCCAAUGGGAUAGCAAAAUGGAGUUUAUUCUAACUGUGGCUGGCGCUAUUAUUGGUCUUGGAAAUAUAUGGAGAUUUCCCUAUCUUUGUUACAAGAACGGUGGGGGUGAGUCAACAAAGUCUUAUUUUUGCUUGUGAAAACACUGUAAAUAUGGUCUCCAGCACUGUCUUAAUUGUUUUAUUCCCAUGACUAACAGUCACAGUUUUUUAAUUUGUGACUCACAGGCAAGUCCUAAAUGUCUUGUCAUGUUGUACCUAAAUAUCUUUCAGUGUCACAUCAGAGAACUUGAACAUUUACCCAAAAUAUAUUUUAUCUUAUUUUAUAUUUUUCACUGAAUUGCAUAUUGUGUAUGUUAUUUAAGCAAUAAGGCCCGAGGGGGUGUGCUGUAUGGCUGUCACGAUCGUUAGACGAAGUAGACCAAGGCGCAGCGUGAUGAAUGAACAUAUUUAAUCUUAAUUAUCUUUAGUGAUAAUACGAACAACAAACGAUACGUGCAGUCCUACGGUUAAACACACGGAACAAACCAAACGGAACAAGAUCCCACAACGACUGUGGGUAAACUGGCUGUUUAAAUGUGGUUCCCAAUCAGAGACAACCAGCCACAGCUGACACUCGUUGCCUCUGAUUGAGAACCACACUGGCCAACAUAGAAAUAGCACCCAUAGAAUUUACACCAUAGAACAUAAACACAUAUAAUUUACACACCCUGGCUCAACAUAUAGAGUCCCCAGAGCCAGGGUGUGACAAUGGCUAAUAUACCACGGCUAAGGGCUGUUCUUAGGCACGACACAAACAGAAAACCCCUGAGGUGCUUUAUUGCUAUUAUAACAGUAAAACAAACGUUUUUGUCAUACCUGUGGUAUACGGUCUUUAAUACCACGGCUGUCAGCGAAUCAGCAUUCAGGGCUAAAACAACCAAUUUUAUAAUACAGUUUAUAAUACAGUAUAUACUACAGGCUUAACUUGUGUGUCAUUAUAUAAUAGAUACUAGAAAAUAUCAUGUUGUAUAACACAUUCCAUUCCUAAUAACAUUACAUCCAAGUUUGCAAUAAAAAGUUGGGUUGUGAGAGCAUAAUUAUGAUAUUAUGAUGAUGAAAUUAUCCUGUCCUAUUCCACUUUUUUCUCUCUCUUGUUUACAAAUGCAUGGUUGAUUUGUUCCCUGGUCAGGUGUUAAAUCAGGCAAAAAGAGGAAAGAGGAGGAUUGGUUUUUUGUUUAGCUGAUAUAAAGCUCCUUGAAAUGACACAAAGAAACAAAUCUGCAUCCAAAUACUUUAGGGGAACCCCCUGCAAACUGUGUGAACCCAGAUGCCCCCAUGAUCAUUGUGCUGGUUUCUCAUUCCCAUCACUUUGAGAUAAAUAAGUACACAUUCAUUCACCUUGCAUGGUCACAAUUUAAAAUAAUAUUGAUGAUUGUUGAAUGAUACAGAGGAGUUAUACCUUUCCAUAAUUUUCCACACUGCACUUUCAGCGGUGUGCUUGGUUUACACAGUAGAUUUAGAUAUCAGUGGCGUGAUCUGUUCAGGAUUGACGGAGGUUGAACCUGGCUGAGAGGUCAUCUGUCGCAGGCAAUGGGAAUGUGAUUACUAAAACCGGGUAUAUUAUGAGAGCCACAUUGAGGGUGUGAUCCACGAGAGCCAGAUCAAAAUGGCAUUGUUCAGAUGUAUAAUGAUGAAAGAUACAGAGAACUAUGUAUGCUGUCAGUGUCAACUAAUCUCGGCACCCAGAACCAAAUCAGCUAUAUUAAGGCUGUCACGAGAUUUGUGUCAACUAAAGUUUAAAGUUUGAAAAUAGAUGAACACUAAGCAUUGAAUGGAGGCCUAAUAUAUAUGACUCCUGCCUGAACUAUAGGGGCAUUCUUCAUCCCAUACAUCCUGUACCUGGUGACCUGUGGCAUCCCUCUGUUCAUCCUGGAGACUGCUCUGGGCCAGUACACCAGCCAGGGGGGCAUCACCUGCUGGAGAAAGAUCUGCCCGCUGUUUGAGGGUGAGUUUUUCUGUACAGUUCUGUGCACUUAAGUUAAAAGUUACUUUUUCAAAUGCCUUUGCUGCAGCACAGGUAAGCUACAUUGUUAUCAUUGUGACAAACUCUCUGGUAGGAUGAGCCUUUAUUUUCUGUUUCACAGAUAACGUCAUAAUGUUACAGCACAGAGAAGUUAAAAGAUGAUGGUACAUCUAUGUAUAGUUGAAACGUUUUUUAAGUAAAAUAAGGCACACAGCAAUGAAGAGUAGAGUGAGACUGAGAGUAGAGUGAGUAAGCCCUAUGAUAGGGUGUGUGUUCGUUAUUCGUGGUGAGACACAAAGAAAAAAAUUGGUUUGUGAUCUUCAUUCAUUAAGAUUUCUGUGCAGUUAUAUAGGGUCCCUUUCAUUCUGAGAAUAUGUUUAAAACACCAACUCAUAUAUCUAACUCAUAUUACAACAGUGUCCCUUUCUGAAGACCCAGUCUGCAUUACAUUUUUAUAAAAAAUGUUGAAUGAAUAAUAAUAUAUGCCAUUUAGCAGACCCUUGGAAUUGAACCCAUGACCCUGGCAUUGCUAGAGCCACACUAUUACCAACUGAGUCUGAGUCACAGCUGAAGCAAGCACACUAACUUUCAAGGAAUAAAAAAGUUAUAAAAAAAAAAAUGCAAAUCAAACAGUGUUCAGAAAGGGCUACUUAUAACAUAAAUUGAUUUGGAUUUUAGACAUAUUUUCAGAAUGACUGGGGCCCUGUGGUAAAUCUGACUCAACUAUAGCCAAGGUAAAUGGGAGAAUCAUGUUAGGUUGUUGAUUUUUAUGAGCAUGUUGAUAUGUUUCUCUUCUUGUCUUCAUCAGGAAUGGGCUAUGCCGCCCAAGUGAUUACUAUAUAUGGAUGUAUGACCUACAUUGUGAUUUUGGCAUGGGCUUUCCUCUACCUGUUCUCAUCCUUCACUGCUGACCUGCCAUGGGCCAACUGCAACAAUGCCUGGAACACAGGUAUUUACAGUACUGGUGACUCGACUGAAACUUGGUGCAGAGGCAGACUGCUAUAUUUCAUAGGUUUCAAUUGAAACAGGCCCCAGCUGCCCAGUGGGCCCCCACUGACUGCAAAAAACAACAACGUUAUAUGGUCUAUAUAUUUAAUAAUCUCUUGAAAUUAAAAACAUAUGAAAUCAAUAUUUUCAGUUAAUAAUAAUAAUAAUCAUUGCAGGUAAUGUCCGUGGGAAAAUUUCCCUUUUGGGGGCAAUCAAACAGUGUAUUCGAUAAUCGUUGCAGAAGCAACUACCUUAAAUAAUGAUAAAUAAACUGGAUGAUCUACGAUUAAGACUAUCCUACCAACGGGAUAUUAAAAACUGUAAUAUCGUAUGUUUCACGAGUCGAGGCUGAAUGACGACACAGAUAAUAUAGAGCUGGCUGGGUUUUCCGUGCAUCGGCAGGACAGAGCAACUAUGUCUGGUAAGAUGAGGGGCGGGGGUGUGUGUCUAUUUGUCAAUAACAGCUGGGGCGCGAUGUCUAAUAUUAAAGAAGUCUCAAGGUAUUGCUCGCCUGAGGUCGAGUACCUCAUGAUAAGCUGUAGACCACACUAUCUACCAAGAGAGUUCUCAUCUAUAUUAUUCGUAGCCACCACAAACCGAUGCUGGCACUAAGACCUGUGGGAGAAAGAUCACGUAUUUACCUAAUUUGUUUAAUAUUUAUAGUUAGCAAUUAAUAUGCUUAACAAUAGUAGAGACAUUUCUUUAGUGCAAAUGCUGUGCUUCUGAGAAAGGAUGGUUCCCUCUAGCUCCCUGCAGCUGGUCUGGGCGUGUAGUCAAGGACAUGGGAUGGGGAUAAACUUGAGGAACAGAUAGACCUGUAUUGUUUCCAUUUCUUGUUGCUUCCAAGUAACCUCAUCACACAUUCAAGACAAAGAGCCUCAGAGUGACCACAGUUUUUCAGUUCAUCCUGCCUUUACUAUCUUCCAAGGGCACAGCUGUGUGGAGAUAUGAGUAGUAACGGAACUAACGUUAUCACUUGUUUGUGCACUAUGACCUGAUACGCAUAGCCACAACAAUUACAUUACAUUACAUUUACGUCAUUUAGCAGACGCUCUUAUCCAGAGCGACUUACAAAUUGGUGCAUUCACCCUAUAAACAAGGUAGCUCCUGAUCUGCUGGGUAGGGGUGGAAUCAGCCAUGACUAAGCAUUUUUAGGUCCACUAUAUAAGACGUCAGCAUUUCUUGUUUGUUGGUCUCUCAACGAAUCACCUAUGGGUGGGUCGUUGACCAGCUCCAUUAUUGCAAUAAUUAAUCGAUAUCAAAUAAAGAUUGAUUGUUUGAAGAAAUGACAAAGUCUCUCUCACUUGAUUAGAAUUUCCACAACAGACCGCGCUAAACGAGCUGUAUAAGGCCAUAAGCAAACAAAAAUAUGCUCAUCCAGAAGUGGCACUCCUAGUGGCCAGGGACUUUAAUGCAGGAAAACUUAAAUCAGUUUUACCUAAUUUCUACCAGCAUGUCACAUGUGCAACCAGAGGGAAAAAAAUCUAGACCAACUUUACUCUACACACACAGAGAUGCAUACAAAGCUCUCCCUCGCCCUCCAUUUGGCAAAUCUGACCAUAAUUCUAUCCUCCUGAUUCCUGCUUACAAGCAAAAGCGGGAAGUAUGAGUAACUCACUCAAUACGGAAGUGGUCAGAUGACGCGGAUGCUACGCUACAGGACUGUUUUGCCAUCACAGACUGGAAUAUGUCCCGAGAUUCAUCCAAUGACAUUGAGGAGUACACCACAUCAGUCACUGGCUUCAUCAAUAAGUGCAUUGACGACGUCGUCCCCACAGUGACCCUAUGUACAUAUCCCAACCAGAAGCCAUGGAUUACAUUUACAUUUGACAUUUUAGUCAUUUAGCAGACGCUCUUAUCCAGAGCGACUUACAGUUAGUGAGUGCAUACAUUUUCAUACUGGCCCACCUGGCCCCCCGUGGGAAUUAAACCCACAACCCUGGCGUUGCAAGCGCCAUGCUCUACCAACUGAGCUACACGGGGCCACAGGCAACAUCCACACAGAGAUAAAGAGCUGCCACUUUCAAGGAGCGGGACACUAAUCUGGACGCUUAUAAGAAAUCCCGCUAUGCCCUCAGACGAACCAUCAAACAGGCAAAGCGUCAAUACAGGACUAAGAUUGAAUCCUACUACACUGUCUCUGAUGCUCGUUGGACAUGGCAGGGCUUGCAAACUAUUACGGACUACAAAGGGAAACCCAGCCGCUAACUGUCCAGUGAUGUGAACCUACCAGACGAGCUAAAUACCUUCUAUGCUCGCUUCGAGGCAAGCAACACUGAACCAUGCAUGAGAGCACCAGCUGUUCCGGACGACUGUGUGAUCACGCUCUCCGUAGCCGAUGUGAGCAAGACCUUUAAACAGGUCAACAUUCACAAAGCUGCGUGGCCCGACGGAUUACCAGGACGUAUACUCAAAGCAUGCGAGGACCAACUGGCAAGUGUCUUCACUGACAUUUUCAACCUCUCCCUGACCGAGUCUGUAAUACCUACAUGUUUCAAGCAGACCACCAUAGUCCCUGUGCUCAAGAAAGCGAAGGUAACCUGCCUAAAUGAUUACCGCCCGUAGCACUCACGGGCGGUGGCCAUGAAGUGCUUUGAAAGGCUGGUCAUGGCUCACAUCAACACCAUCAAACCCUAGACCCACUCCAAUUUGCAUUCCGCCCCCAACAGAUCUACAGAUGACGCAAUCUCAAUCACACUCCACACUGCGCUUUCUCACCUGGACAAAAGGAACACCUAUGUGAGAAUGCUGUUCAUUGACUACAGCUCAGCGUUCAACACCAUAGUGCCCUCAAAGCUCAUCACUAAGCUAAGGACCCUGGGACUAAACACCUCCCUCUGCAACUGGAUCCCGGACUUCCUGACGGGCCGCCCCCAGGUGGUAAGGGUAGGCAACAACAUGUCUGCCACGCUGAUCCUCAACACUGGGGGCCCUCAGGGGUGCGUGCUUAGUCCCCUCCUGUACUCCCUGUUCACCCAUGACUGCAUGGCCAAGCACGACGAGUUUCAAGUUCCUUGGUGUCCACAUCACCAGCGAACUAUCAUUGUCCAAACACACCAAGACAGUUGUGAAGAGGGCACGACAACACCUUUUCCCCCUCAGGAGACUGAAAAUAUUUGGCAUGGGUCACCAGAUCCUCAAAUAGUUCUACAGCUGCACCAUCGAGAGCAUCCUGACUGGUUGCAUCACCGCCUGGUAUGGCAACUGCUCGGCAUCUGACCGUAAGGCGAUACAGAGGGUAGUGCAUACGGCCCAGUAUAUCACUGGAGCUAAGCUUCCUGCCAUCCAGGACCUAUAUACUAGGUGGUGUCAGAGGAAGCCCCAAAAAAUUGUCAAACACUCCAGUCACCCAAGUUAUAGACUGUUCUCUCUGCUACCGCACGGCAAGCGAUACCGGAGCGCCAAGUCUAGGACCAAAAGGCUCCUUAACAGCUUCUACUCCCAAGCCAUAAGACUGCUGAACAAUUAAUAAAAUGGCCACCCGGACUAUUUACAUUGACCCCCCCCUCCUUUGUUUUUACACUGCUGCUACUCGCUGUUUAUUAUCUAUGCAUGGUCACUUUACCCCUACCUACAUGUACAAAUUACCUCGACAAACCUGUACGCCCGCACAUUGACUCGGUACCGGUACCCCCUGUAUAUAGCCUCGUUAUUGUUAUUUUAUUGUGUUACUUUUCAUUGUAUUUUUAUUUAUUUUUUACUUUAGUUUAUUUAGUAAAUAUUUUCUUAACUCUAUUUCUUGAACUGCAUUGUUGGUUAAGGGCUUGUAAGUAAGUAUUUCACGGUAAGGUCUACACCUGUUGUAUUCGGCGCAUGUGACAAAUAUAAUUUUAUUUUAUUUGUAGUUUAGUUAUUAAGCACAGGGUGCUGCCAACAAAAUUCAACCAGUCUUAUCCACCCAAAUUUCUAAACUGCUGGCAGGCAUGGUAGUUCAGUGGAGAUCAUGAACAGUCAGUGUAUUCAGGUGAACACCUUCUGACAGUUUAAGAGAAGACAGUGAAGACAGACAAAACAGUGAGGGGAGGGGAGCUGUCUGAUGUAGGCUGUUUACUAACGCUCACUACCAUUUCCAUCUUAUACACAACCCCCCCCCACCCCGACACACAUCAACGUUUUUACCUUGUCAUCGGACAUCUUUGCUCAGGUUGAAUUAAGUACAUUCAAAUGUACUCUGGUCGUUCUACCAAUUCGGUGCCUUUUGAGAAGUGUAACUUUGUCAAAAAAACUUUGAUUUCCCCAAAUUUUGGCAUUCUGUCAUAAAGAGCAAAUGUUCAACUUCAUAAAAAACAUGCUUUCCCAUCUCAAGAGGUUACAUAAAAAAAAGGAUUAUAGUAAGUGCCUAUUAAGUGACAAAUAAAUUAACAGGGUUGACUGUAACAGUGUUGAUGAUUUAAUCUUACAUCAGCCAUAAAUCCCCAUGUGACAGGGGGAAUGGAAGCUUGAGUGCAACAGGGAGUGGCAUUUUUUUUGUUACAUUUCUAGCUUGUCUAUCUAUGGGAACCUAACAUAUCAGGUGUAAAACGCCUGAAUCUAAAUACCCUACAUACUGGUCUUGACAAGAAGAAAAACAACUGUCGGGGGAGGUUCUCUUCUGCACUGUGCAACGAAUCCAGCAAAUGUGUUGGAGGAGUUAAGUGUUGCCUUGUUAAUGUUCAAAAGCUCUUGUUAAUGUACACAGGCUUUCUUUCCAUUUCCCCUGAAAACCGGAACAUUCAGUUGUUGGGGACUCAGCAGAGGCUAAUCUAUGGGCAACAGGGUUGACAUGUUGUGCUCGACCCGUUACAACCUGUAAUUUUAAAUAGAUUUUUAUUUGGAUGUCAUGUAAUGGACAUACACAAAAUAGUCAAAAUUGGUGAAGUGAAAUGAAAAACAUUACUUGUUUAAAAAAAAUCAAAAAAAUAAAUAAGGGAAAAGUGGUGCUUGCAAAUGUAUUCACCCCCUUUGCUAUGAAGCACCUAAACAAGAUCUGGUUCAAACAAUUACCUUCAGAAGUCACAUAAUUAGUUAAAUAAAGUCCACCUGUGUGAAAUCUAAGUGUCACAUGAUCUGUCACAUGAUCUCAGUAUACACUACCGGUCAAAAGUUUUAGAACACCUACUCAUUCAAGGGUUUUUAUUUAUUUUUACUAUUUUCUACGUUGUAGAAUAAUAGUGAAGACAUCAAAACUAUGAAAUAAAACAUAUGGAAUCAUGUAGAAACCGAAAAAGUGUUAAACAAAUCAAAAUAUAUUUUAUAUUUGAGAUUCUUCAAAUAGCCACCCUUUGCCUUGAUGACAGCUUUGCACAUUCUUGGCAUUCUCUCAACCAGCUUCACCUGGAAUGCUUUUCCAACAGUCUUGAAUGAGUUCCCACAUAUGCUGAACACUUGUUGGCUGCUUUUCCUUCACUCUGCUGUCCGACUAGUCCCAAACCAUCUCAAUUUGGUUGAGGUUGGGGGAUUGUGGAGGCCAGGUCAUCUGAUGCAGCACUCCAUCACUCUCCUUCUUGGUCAAAUAGCCCUUACACAGCCUGUAGGUGUGUUUUGGGUCAUUGUCCUGUUGAAAAACAAAUGAUAGUCCCACUAAGCCCAAACCAGAUGGGAUGGCAUAUCACUGCAGAAUGCUGUGGUAGCCAUGCUGGUUAAGUGUGCCUUGAAUUCUUAAUAAAUCACAGACAGUGUCACCAGCAAAGCAACCCCUCACCAUAACACCUCUUCCUCCAUGCUUUACGGUGGGAAACACAUGCGGAGAGCAUCCGUUCACCCACACCGCGUCUCACAAAGACACGGCGGUUGAAACCAAUUUGGACUCCAGAUCAAAGGACACAUUUCCACCGGCCUUAUGUCCAUUGCUCGUGUUUCUUGGUCCAAGAAAGUCUCUUCUUCUUUUUGGUGUCCUUUAGUAGUGGUUUCUUUGCAGCAAUUGUACCAUGAAUGCCUGAUUCACACAGUCUCCUCUAAACAGUUGAUGUUGAGAUGUGUCUGUUACUUGAACACUGUGAAGCAUUUAUUUGCAAUUUCUGAGGCUGAUAACGCUAAUGAACUUAUCCCCCCCCUGCAGCAGAAGUAACUCUUGGUCUUCCUUUCCUGUGGCGGUCCUCAUUAGAGCCAGUUUCAUCAUAGUGCUUGAUGGUUUGUGCGACUGCACUUGAAGAAACUUUCAAAGUUCUUGAAAUGUUCCGUAUUGACUGACCUUCAUGUCUUAAAGUAAUGAUGGACUGUCAUUUCUCUUUGCUUAUUUCAGCUGUUCUUGCCAUAAUAUGGACUUGGUCUUUUACCAAAUAGGGCUGUCUUCUGUAUAGCCCACUACCUUGUCACAACACAACUGAUUGGCUCAAACACAUUAAGAAGGAAAUAAAUUCCACAAAUUAGCUUUUAAGAAGGCACACCUGUUAAUUUAAAUGCAUGCCAGGUGACUCCCUCAUGAAGCUGGUUGAGAGAAUGCCUAGAGUGUGCAAAGCUGUCAUCAAGGCAAGGGUGGUUAUUUAAAGAAUCUCAAAUAUAAAAUAUAUUUUGAUUUGUUUAACACUUUUUUGGUUACUACAUGAUUCCAUAUGUGUUAUUUCAUAGUUUUGAUGUCUUCACUAUUAUUCUAUAAUGUAGAAAAUAGUAAAAAUGAAGAAAAACAUUUUAUAUACACCUGUUCUGAAAGGCCCCAGAAUCUGCAACACCACUAAGCAAGGGGCACCACCUAGCAAGCGGCACCAUGAAGACCAAGGAGCUCUCCAAACAGGUCAGGGACAAAGUUGUGGAGAAGUACAGAUCAGGGUUGGGUUAUAAAAAAAUAUCAUAAACUUUGAACAUCCCACGGAGCACCAUUAAAUCCAAAAUUGAAAGAAUAUGGCACCACAACAAACCUGCCAAGACUCACGGACCAGGCAAGGAGGGAAUUAAUCAAAGAGGCAACAAAGAGACCAAGGAUAACCCUGAAGGAACUGUAAACCUCCACAGUGGAGAUUGGAGUAUCUGUCCAUAGGACCACUUUAAGCCGUACACUCCACAGAGCUGGGUUUUAUGGAAGAGUGGCCAGAAAAAAGCCAUUGCUUAAAGAAAAAAAUAAGCAAACAUGUUUGGUGUUCGCCAAAAGGCUUGUGGGAGACUCCCCAAACAUAUGGAAGAAGGUACUCUGGUCAGAUUAGACAAAAAUUGAGCUUUUUGGCCAUCAAGGAAAACGCUAUAUCUGGCGCAAACCCAACACCUCUCAUUACCCCGAGAACACAAUCCCCACAGUGAAGCAUGGUGGUGGCAGCAUCAUGCUGUGGGGAUGUUUUUCAUCGGCUGGGACUGGGAAACUGGUCAGAAUUGAAGGAAUGAUGGAUGGCGCUAAAUACAGGGAAAUUCUUGAGGGAAACCUGUUUCAGUCUUCCAGAGAUUUGAGACUGGGAUGGAGGUUCACCUUCCAGCAGGACAAUGACCCUAAGCAUACUGCUAAAGCAACACUUGAGUUGUUUAAGGGGAAACAUUUAAAUGUCUUGAAAUGGCCUAGUCAAAGCCCAGACCUCAAUCCAAUUGAGAAUCUGUGGUAUGACUUAAAGAUUGCUGUACAACAGCGGAACCCAUCCAACUUGAAGGAGCUGGAGCAGUUUUGCCUUGAAGAAUGGGAAAAAAUCCCAGUGGUUAGAUGUGUCAAGCUUAUAGAGACAUACCCCAAGAGACUUGCAGCUGUAAUUGCUGCAAAAGGUGGCUCUACAAAGUAUUGACUUUGGGGGGGGGGGGGAGGUGAAUAGUUAUGCACGCUCAAGUUUUCUGUUUUUGUGUCUUAUUUAUUGUUUGUUUCACACAACAACAAAAACAUUUUGCAUCUUCAAAGUGGUAGGCAUGUUGUGUAAAGCAAAUGAUACAAACCCUCAAAAAAUCUAUUUAAAUUCCAGGUUGUAAGGCAACAAAAUAGGAAAAAUGCCAAGGGGGGUGAAUACUUUUGCAAGCCACUGUAUUAAAGGGAACAUCAUUUAGUAUAACAGGCUUUUAAAAUGCAAUAUUGGUGCACAACUUCUACUUCAAAUAUCAAAGGGACGCAAAAGGCACUCUUUUCGUGGAAUGACCCACUCUCCUUUUUAAAAAGUAAACAGGCCCUAAAACUGUCCUAUGCAAAUCAGGUUUGAUAAAUCUGCACCAUAGCGUUUAGCAUUUACGAGUCGCUUUUGUGUCAAUUACAUUAAGAGGAUCUGUAAAUUAGCUUGCGUAUCCACUUGAAGCUGUCAAGUUUAUAACAUGCUACAACUAGACUUCAAUGUAUUUCAGAUGCUUGUGUGACAUUUGGCACCAAUAAUGCCAGCAGCAAUUGGACUGGUUCUCUCCUGAAUUCAUCAUCUUCCGUUGUGGAGUUUUGGCAGUAAGUCUAUAAUAAAUGCUGUGUUUUUUCACCAAUACAUCUUUCAUGAUUAGACGCUUGACUUCUUACAUGAGAAAUUAAUCAGGUACCAUGGUCUUGUUUUUUUAAAGGGAACUGUAUCACAAUGUUGAAUUUAUUCUUUUAAGAAUACAAUAAACUACAAUAGACUACAACACAUUUACAUACAAUACAUGUUAUUUUGGUGAUCAAAUGUAUUGCGGUGUCAACCUUUUCUCCUUACAGGCGGCGAGUGCUGCGGAUAUCAGAUGGGAUUGAGUCAUUGGGAGGUAUUAGAUGGGAGCUGGCUCUGUGUCUUCUACUGUCAUGGAUUCUCUGUUACUUCUGUGUCUGGAAAGGAGUGAAGUCUACUGGGAAGGUGAGGGUUAUAAGAUAUAGUAGUUAGACAGUAGUUUCAUAAUCAUGCAUCAUGCAUCAUUCCAAUCUCAAUCAAUCUUAAAAUCAGAGGUAAAAAAUAAGAAAACAACCAAACAGAAAAAAGAGAGACGGUUAUUUUCUGUAGCUGUAAAGUUACUUGGUGAGAUAAUGGGUCCAUAGUUAGUGUGGUAAUACUGGUAUGCGUGGCUGUACUGUUUUUUUUUUGUAUUGUACUAACCCUGUACUGCUAAUUCAUAGGCGGCAUACUUCACGGCUACCUUCCCCUAUGUCAUGCUAGUGGUGCUAUUUGUCAGAGGAGUGACCCUUCCAGGAGCUAAAGAUGGCAUCUUCUACUACUUGUAUCCCAAUGCGACACGGCUAGCUGAUCCACAGGUAUUAUCUGUAGUAUAAGUGUAUGGGCCAGUUUCCCAGACACAGAUUAAGCCUAGUCCUGGACUAAAAAGCUCAUAGGAACAGCAGCCUACUGUAUCUCCUGUCACUGUAGCGUGAGGCAGCUUGAUGUACAAGUACACCCCCUGGACAGGAUGUUAGUCUAUCACAGGGCCUUACCACCAAUCUAUCUCCUCAAAGCUGAGUGCCAAGCAGAAACACAUCAGGUCCCAUUUUUACAGUCUUUGGUAUGACACAGCCAGAGAUCGAACUCCCAACCUUCCAAUCUCAGGGAGGACACUCUAACCACAAGGCCAUUGAGUCUUAGUCCAGGAGUAUGCUUGAUCUUUGUCCAAAAAAGUCCUUCUGUAGUCUCAUCACAUCUUACUGGUAUACAUUUCCGUUGUGACAUGUUCAGUUUAUGACUUCAGUUUAACUCUUCUUUGUCUGUUUGUUAAUCACUAAGGUUUGGAUGGAUGCUGGAACACAGAUAUUCUAUUCUUACGCUAUAUGCAUGGGCUACCUGACCUCUCUUGGAAGCUACAACAAAUACAACAACAACUGCUACAAGUGAGUCUUCAACUAGGCUGUGGGUUUGAUAAAAAAUGUGACACAUUGUGGCACAUUGAAGAAGUGCCAUGAGGAUUCAUAGCCACAAGAUUUCUUCAGUCAGUCUGGAGACAGUAAAAAGGCACAUCUGUGUAGGCGAGGUGCUGGCUGGAGGAGUAGAACCCUUAGAAAAGAAAAGCUGCACAGUCUCAUGGCUCUGAUGCAUUCAUUCUAGUCACUUAAUAACGUUUCGACAGCAACCUGUCUACAUCAGGGUUUAAUCUGGAAAACACUACAGGUCAAGAUCUCUUCAGAGCAUAUAAUGAAAGUUGGCUCAUUCAGAUACAGUACGCCAGGAGUCAUGGCACAACAUGUCAUGUCACAACACUACCUCAAUUUCCAUGAAUGUUAAUGACCUGUAUUUACAUAUUAUUAGACCCUUGCCAAUGACAACACUGCAUGUUAAAGAGGAUGACUAUGUCGUGUUGAAAACUGUUGAAAACUGUUUUGUGCCUUGCAGAGACUCCUUCUACCUGUGCUUGUUGAACAGUGGGACCAGCUUCGUGUCUGGUUUUGCCAUCUUCUCCAUACUGGGUUAUAUGGCUCGAGAACAGGGUGUGGACAUCUCUGUCGUUGCUGAGUCAGGUGAGGCUCUAAAGGGCAUUCAUCUACAAGGGUGUGACUCCCUAUUAUCCUCCUGAUCAACCCAAAUACUGUCUGACAACAUACAGUUGAAGUCAGAAGUUUACAUACACUUAGGUUGGAGUCAUUAAAACUCGUCUUUUCAACCACUCCACAAAUUUCUUGUUAACAAACUAUAGUUUUGGCAAGUCGGUUAGGACAUCUACUUUGUGCAUGACACAAGUAAUUUUUCCAACAAUUGUUUACAGACAGAUUAUUUCACUUAUAAUUCACUGUAUCACAAUUCCAGUGGGUCAGAAGUUUACAUACACUAAGUUGACUGUGCCUUUAAACAGUUUGGAAAAUUCCAGAAAAUGAUGUCAUGGCUUUAGAAGCUUCUGAUAGGCUGUGGAUAUAUUUCAAGGCCUGCCUUCAAAUUCAGUGCCUCUUUGCUUGACAUCAUGGGAAAAUCAAAAGAAAUCAGCCAAGAAUUGUAGACCUCCACAAGUCUGGUUCAUCCUUGGGAAACGCCUGAAGGUACCACGUUCAUCUGUACAAACAAUAGUACGCAAGUAUAAACACCAUGGGACCACACAGCCGUCAUAGCGCUCAGGAACGAGACGCGUUCUGUCUCUUAGAGAUGAACGUACUUUGGUGCGAAAAGUGCAAAUCAAUCCCAGAACAACAGCAAAGGACCUUGUGAAGAUGCUGGAGGAAACAGGUACAAAAGUAUCUAUAUCCACAGUAAAACGAGUCCUAUAUCGACAUAACCUGAAAGGCCGCUCAGCAAGGAAGCACUGCUCCAAAACCGCCAUAAAAAAGCCAGACCACGGUUUGCAACUGCACAUGGGGACAAAGCUCGUACUUGUUGGAGAAAUGUCCUCUGGUCUGAUGAAACAAAAAUGGAACUGUAAUAAUGACCAUCGUUAUAUUUGGAGGAAAAAGGUGGCUGCUUGCAAGCCGAAGAACACCAUCCCAACCAUGAGGGUAGUGCGUACGGCCCAGUACAUCACUGGGGCCAAGCUUCCUGCCAUCCAGGUCCUCUAUACCAGGCAGUGUCAGAGGAAGGCCCUCAAAAUUGUCAAAGACUCCAGCCACCCUAGUCAUAGACUGUUCUCUCUGCUACCGCACGGCAAGCGGUACCGGAGUGCCAAGUCUAGGUCCAAAAUACUUCUCAACAGCUUCUACCCCCAAGCCAUAAGACUCCUGAACAGCUAAUCAUGGCUACCCGGACUAUUUGCACUGCCCCUCCACCCCAUCUUUUUACGCUGCUGCUACUCUGUUAAUUAUUUAUGCAUAGUCACUUUAACUUUACCCACAUGUACAUAUUACUUCAACUACCUCAACUAGCCGGUGCCCCCGCACAUUGACUCUGCACCGGUACCCCCCUGUAUAUAUAGCCUCCCUACUGUUAUUUUAUUUUACUUCUGCUCUUUUUUUCUCAACACUUUUUUGUUGUUGUUUUAUUUUACUUUUUUAUUUAAAAUAAAUGCACUGUUGGUUAAGGGCUGUAAGUAAGCAUUUCACUGUAAUGUCUGCACCUGUUGUAUUCGGCGCAUGUGGCCAAUAAAAUUUGAUUUGAUUUGAAGCACGGGAGUGGCAGCCUCAUGCUGUGGGGGUGCUUUGCUGCAGGAGGGACUGGUGCCCUUCACAAAAUAGAUGGCAUCAUGAGGAAGGAAAAUUAUGUGUAUAUAUUGAAGCAACAUCUCAAGACUUCAGUCAGGAAGUUAAUGCUUGGUCGCAAAUGGGUCUUCCAAAUGGAAUGACCCCAAGCAUACUUCUAAAGUUGUGCCAAAAUGGCUUAAGGACAACAAAGUCAAGGUAUUGGAGUGGCCAUCACAAAGCCCUGACCUCAAUCAUAUAGAAAAUGUGUGGGCAGAACUGAAAAAGCGUGUGCGAGCAAGGAGGCCUACAAACCUGACUCAGUUACACCAGCUCUGUCAGGAGGAAUGGGCCAAAUUUCACACAACAUAUCGUGGGAAGCUUGUGGAAGGCUACACAAAACGUUUGACUCAAGUUAAACAAUUUAAAGGCAAUGCUACCAAAUACUAAUUAAGUGUAUGUAAACUUCUGACCCACUGGGAAUGUGAUGAAAUGAAUAAAAGCUGAAAUAAAUCAUUCUCUCGACUAUUAUUCUGACAUUUCACAUUCUUAAAAAUAAGUGGUGAUCCUAACUGACCUAAGACAGGACAUUUUUACUAGGAUUAAAUGUCAGGAAUUGUGAAAAACUGAGUUUAAAUGUAUUUGGCUAAGGUGUAUGUAAACUUCCAACUUCAACUGUAACUGCUCACUUUCCUCAUCUGAACUUGAUUUUGUCUACACCUUUAUCUACUGUGUCUGGUAAAAGCACUGGCUGUGUCCGAAAUACUGUAUGUCUUGCCUACUACUUACUAAAAUGAAUAUUUAGAACGUACUGUUUAGUAAAAACGAAUGCAGUAACCAACAAAUAUCAACAUACUACUGAGAAUGCGGCAUUUAAUGCGCAAUUGCGUUGAUUCCUGCCAUUCGUUCAUUUUGGUACAGCGCGUCCCCUCAGCUGAUUGUCAGCUGUUGUCAAACACACGUAGGUCUCGAAAGACGAUUCUCUUCCACAAUAGUGUGCAGCAAAUUCUACUAGAUGAAAAGCCUAAAUGAGUAUGACAUCCUGGCAUUUAAAGCAUACUUUCUUUUUAAACGUCACAUAUAUAAAACGUUAUAUUUUCGCAUACCCAAAAUGCCUACUAUUUAGAAUGCAAGUACGGGUAUUCGGACACAGCCACUGUCUCACAUCAUAGAAUCUUCAACUUUUUUGACAUACUAUUACACAUAACUGAAUGACAUACACAUAACUGAACUGACAUACUAAAAUGAUAACUGAAUGUUUCGUUCAAUUAAUUCAAUCAAAUUGCAUUUGGGUACAUAUAUUCUAUAACUUUUUCCUUGUUGCCCUGCUGCAGGUCCUGGCCUGGUGUUCAUAGUGUACCCCCAGGCAGUGUCCCUCCUCCCCUGCCCUCAGUUCUGGGCUGUCUGUUUCUUCACCAUGAUCAUCCUAUUGGGAGUGGAUGGCCAGGUUAGAGCUCACCUCCACCAAAACCUCCACCUGGGUGUCCUGUCCCUGCUGUUCUUUCCUCUACCUUCCUCUCCCAUGUACAGUACAUUGUCCUCUCUCAUGUUCCCCAGUUUGUCGGCCUUGAGAGCCUAAUGACCUCAGUAACGGACAUCUACCCACACGUCAUCAGAAAGGGCUACAGGAGGGAGCUGAUUCUGCUGCUCAUCUGCUGCUGCUGCUACCUGGUCGGACUCAUCAUGGUCACAGAGGUGAGAGGUCACAGACGCAGGUCUCCACUGCACACCAGCUGUCAGACUAGUUGUUGUUAUUGCUGUUGUUGUUGUGUGACUACAGGUAGAGGUGGUUCUCUGAUAUCUGAACAUAUAAUAUCAGGAACAUAAAUUGAAGCGCCUUAGUGAGGUAAGUUAAAUAACUUCUAAACAAUGGCAAUUAAAGGGUUGAUCUGGGCAGCACUUUUUGAUCCAAGUCCUUUAUGGUUUUGCAUAACAUUAACCCCAGCACAAGGUGCACCUGUGUAAUGAUCAUACUGUUUAAUCAGCUUCUUGAUAUACUUCUUGAUAUACCACACCUGUCACGUGGAUGGAUUAUCUUGGCAAAGGUGAAGUGCUCACUAACAGCGAUGUAAACAAAAUUUGAGAGAAAUAAGCUUUUUGUGCGUAUGGAAAAUGUCUGAGAUCUUUUAUUUCAGCUCAUGAAACAUGGGACCAACUCUUUAAAUGUUGCGUUUAUCUUUUUGUUCAGUACAUAAGUAAAAUAAAGCUUCAAUAUACAGUACAAUCAAUGUUUACAGAUCUACAGUGCAUUCGGAAAGUAUUCAGCCCCUUGACUUUUUCCACAUUUUGUUACGUUACAGCCUUAUUCUAAAAUCGAUUAAAUUGUUUUUUCCCACCUCUUACAUCUACACACAAUACCCCAUAAUGACAAAGCAAAAACAGGUUUUUAAACAUUUUUGCACAUUUAUAAAAAAAAAAGAUAUAUAUUGAUAUCACAUUUACAUAAGUAUUCAGACCCUUUACUCAGUACUUUGUUGAAGCACAUUUGGCAGCAAUUACAGCCUCAAGUCUUCUUGGGUAUGACGCUACAAGCUUGGCACACCUGUAUUUGGGGAGUUUCUCCCAUUCUUAUCUGCAGAUCCUCUCAAGCCCUGUCAGGUUGGAUGGGGAGCGUCGCUGCACAGCUAUUUUCAGGUCUCUCCAGAGAUGUUAGAUCGGGUUCAAGUCCGGGCUCUGGCUGGGCCACUCAAGGACAUUCAGAGACUUGUCCCGAAGCCACUCCUACAUUGUCUUGGCUGUGUGCUUAGGGCCGUUGUCUUGUUGGAAGGUGAACCUUCGCCCCAGUCUGAGAUCCUGAGUGCUCUGGAGUAGGUUUUCAUCAAGGAUCUCUCUGUACUUUGCUCCGUUCAUCUUUCCCUCGAUCCUGAUGCUGCCACCACCAUGCUUCACCGUAGAGAUGGUGCCAGGUUUCCUCCAGGCGUGAUGCUUGGCAUUCAGGCCAAAGAGUUCAAUCUUGGUUUCAUCAGACCACAGAAUCUUGUUUCUCAUGGUCUGAGAGUCCUUUAAGUGCUUUUUGGCAAACUCCAAGAGGGCUGUCAUGUGCCUUUUACUGAGGAGUGGCUUCCGUCUGGCCACUAUACCAUAAAGGUCUGAUUGGUGGAGUGCUGCAAAGAUGGUUGUCCUUCUGGAAGGUUCUCCCAUCUCCACAGAGGAACACUGGAGCUCUGUCAGAGUGACCAUUGGGUUCUUGGUCACCUCCCCGACCAAGACCCUUCUCCCCCAAUUGCUCAGCUUGGCUGGGCGGCCAGCCCUAGGAAGAGUCUUGGUGGUUCCAAACUUCUUCUGUUUAAGAAUAAUGGAGGCCACUGUGUUCUUGGGGACCUUCAAUGCUGCAGACAUUUUUUGGUUCCCUUUCCCAGAUCUGUGCCUCGACACAAUCCUGUCUCGGAGGUCUACGGACAAUUCCUUCGACCUCAUGGCUGUCAACUGUGGGACCUUAUAUAGACAGGUGUGUGCCUUUCCAAAUCAUGUCCAAUCAAUUGAAUUUACCACAGGUGGACUCCAAUCAAGUUGUAGAAACGUCUUUAGGAUGAUAAAAUUAAACAGGAUGCACCUGAGCUCAAUUUCGAGUCUCAUAGCAAAGAGUCUGAAUACCUAUGUAAAUAAGGUAUUUCUGUUUUUUAUUUUGAAUAAAUUUGCACACACCAAAAAAAAUGUUUUCACUCUGUCAUUAUGGUGUGUAGAUUGAUGAGGAAAAACAUUUAUUUAAUCAAUUUUAGAAUAAGGCUGUAACGUUAACAAAAUGUGGAAAAAGUCAAUGGGUCUGAAUACUUUCUGAAUGCACUGUAAAUCUGUAAACAUUGAUAUUGAAGCUUUAUUGUUUUCGCAGGGUGGCCUCUACAUCAUCCAGCUGUUUGAUCAUUAUGUGUGCAGUGGUGCCACUCUGCUGCUCCUCUCCAUAUGCCAGUCACUCAGUAUUGGAUGGAUAUA